GAAGGAGUCCCCUACUACGACCACACACCUCCUUCGAAGUUUAGCAGCGGCUGUUUCCUUGGCAGGAACUGGAGUGCAAUGACUAAUGAUGAACAGGUUGAAUAUAUUGAAUAUCUGAGUCGUAAAGUCAGCACAGAAAUGGGGCUUCAAGAGCAGCUUGAUAUUAUUAAAAUUAUUGACCCCACUGCUCAGAUUUCACCUACAGACAAUGAGUUUAUUAUUGAACUAAAUUGCCUGACUGAUGAAAAAUUGAAACAGGUCCGAAAUUAUAUCAAGGAGCAUGGUCCUCAGCAGCGGUCGACAAGAGAGAACUGGAAGCGAAGCAGCUACAGUUGUGGGAGUGCCAGCGGUGUAAGCGGUGCCAGCGCCAGCAGCAGUAGUGCCAGUAUGGUCAGCUCAGUCAGUAAUAGCAGUUCCAGUGUUGGCAAUUCUGGUUCGAACUCCAGCGCCAGCAUGAGCCAGGCCCACAGUGACAGUAACUUAUCUACAAAUGCGGCAGAACCUAUCCAGGAUAAAAAAAAACGUUCUAAACAACGCAAACUUCAACAAAAGGCUUUGCGCAAGAGGCAACUGAAGGAGCAAAGGCAGGCUCGAAAGGAGAGACUAAGUGGCUUGUUUCUAAAUGAAGAAGUGCUCUCUCUAAAAGUGACUGAGGAGGACCAUGAAGGAGAUGUGGAUGUUUUGAUGUGAGAGGAGUGAAGUUAUCAUCAGUGUUCUUUCUAAGCCUUAAGCCUCUUAAU
Sceloporus undulatus (fence lizard) is the source of this 740-nucleotide messenger RNA. Its product is annotated as protein FAM199X-like. Lineage: Eukaryota; Metazoa; Chordata; Lepidosauria; Squamata; Phrynosomatidae. The record is from RefSeq and is a predicted model, not a curated record.